UUUGUUGCUUGAAAUCCUUAUAAACGUGGACGAUAUUUGGCAUUGAACUCAUUGUCACAUUUUACGAAAGUUUGAGUUUCUUUAUCUUUCGCUUUUCAUAUCAUAUUGCUAUGGAAGGGAAGAUGUUUUGGGGAAAUUACUUGAUAUGGGUGAUGUUACUGUUGGGGCAGAUAUGCGGAUCCAAAAGCUGCAUUGAGAAAGAAAGAAAUGCUCUGUUGGAGCUCAAGAAAUACAUAAUCUCACUUUCUGAAGAAGGGGAAUCCAACGAUCUUCUCUCUACUUGGACUAAUGACACAAAGAACGAUUGCUGCCUGUGGAAGAGCCUUAAGUGCGAUCCUACUAGCGGGCGGGUUAUCCAGCUUUCCAUCAGCUCACUGCGCCUUAAAAAGCGUUCUCUCCUAAACCUUUCUUUGCUGCAUCCCUUUGAAGAAGUUCGAAGUCUGGAUUUAUCCUAUUCGAGGUGCGGUGGCUUGUUUGAUGAUGUGGAAGGUUAUAGAAGCCUAAGAAGAUUAAGAAACCUGGAGAUUCUGGAUCUUUCUUUUAAUUAUUUCAACAACAGCAUCUUUCCUUUCCUUAGUGCCGCUACAUCACUCACAACUCUGUCUCUUAGGAAUAAUGAAAUGGAUGGCUCUUUUCCUGUUGAAGAACUUAGAGAUUUGACAAACUUGGCACUGCUAAACCUAGGUGGAAACAAAUUUAACGGCUCCAUACCAAUAGAGGAGUUCACUGGCUUGAGGAAGCUGAAAGCUCUGAGUCUAAGUAACAAUGAAUUUUCUGGCUCAAUUGAAUUUCAAGGGGUGUGCCAAUUGAAGCAUAUAGAAGAGCUCGAUUUCAGUAAAAACAAACUUGUAGGUCUGUUUCCUAUAUGCAUAACUAGCUUGACUGGACUUCGAGUUCUUGAUCUCUCAUCUAACAAUUUGACUGGGAAGCUACCAUCUGCUCUUGGUGGCCUUGAAUCCCUUGAGUACUUAUCUUUGUUUGAUAACAACUUCGAAAGCGUCUUCUCACUUGGUUCGCUCACCAACCUCUCAAAGCUUAAGGUCUUAAAACUUGGCUCAACUUCCAAUUCGGGUAAAGUAGAGCAGCAAAAACAUUGGAAGCCAAAAUUGCAGUUGAGUGUUAUUUCGGAUAGUUCUUGGAAGCCAGAAUUUCAGUUGAGUGUUAUUUCACUACAAGCUUGCAAUUUGGACAAGGUUCCUCAUUUUCUCCUACACCAGAAGGAUUUGCGUUAUGUUGAUCUCUCUGACAAUAACAUUUAUGGAAAGUUUCCUUAUUGGUUGUUAGAGAACAACACAAAACUAGAGGUUUUGCUUUUACGAAAUAAUUCUUUUAGGAGCUUUCAGCUACCGGAGUCUGAUCAUAAGCAUCUGCUUUGCCUAGAUGUGUCCGUUAAUGAAUUUGAUCAUCUCUUUCCUCAAAACAUUGGGUGGAUACUUCCUGAUUUAAAAUAUAUGAAUCUUGCCAAUAAUGGUUUUCAAGGAAAUCUGCCAUCUUCUUUGGGUAACAUGAAAAAGAUUGAAUUUCUGGAUAUAUCUCAGAACAGUUUUUACGGGAAGCUACCGAAAAGUUUCCUAAAGGGUUGUUAUUCGUUUCGUAUGUUGAAGAUGUCAAAUAACAAACUAAGUGGAGAGAACAUCCUAGAAUCAGCCAACUUUACUCUUCUUUUCUCGUUGUCUAUGGAUAACAAUCUGUUUACAGGAAAGAUUGGAGACGGUUUGCGGAACUCGAGAUCUUUAUCUAUGCUUGACAUGUCGAACAACAGUUUCUCUGGGGUUAUUCCAAGCUGGAUUGGCGAACUUCCAGAUUUAUAUGCACUACUGCUUUCACACAACACACUCGAAGGUGAAAUACCUCUUUCUUUGUUCAAGUAUAAAUCAUCUGGUUUUUAUUUUCAACUCGUGGACCUCUCUCAAAACCAUUUAUCUGGGGGCAUACCUUCACUUGUCAAUUCUAGAUAUCCGAGUGUUUUACUCCUGCAAGGCAAUAAUUUAUCAGGGCUAAUACCUGAGGAAGUACUAGUGAAUGUCACUGUGCUUGAUUUGAGAAAUAAUAGACUGUCUGGAAAUAUUCCCGAGUUCAUCAACCCUUACAACAUUAGUAUUCUUCUUCUGCGGGGAAAUAAUUUAACAGGUCGUAUACCUCACCAGUUGUGUGGCAUAGGCAACAUCCAACUUUUGGAUCUUUCCAACAAUAGACUGAAUGGAUCCGUACCUUCAUGUCUUAGCAACACAUCAUUUGGUUUUGGGAAAGAGGUUAAAUUGGACAAUUCGUAUUAUGAUUCCGGCGUUGUUUCCAUUAUAUACUUCAAUAUAGUUUUCAGAUCUCUGAUCGUGGAAGAUCAGUUUAUAGAGUAUUGCGACGUCGGCACCAAGAUGAAAAUUGAAUUUGUAACAAAACACCGAUAUGAUGCCUAUUGGGGUGGAAAUCUCAAAUUAUUGUUUGGAAUUGAUCUCUCAGAAAACGAGCUAAAUGGUGUGAUCCCAGUAGAGCUUGGAGGUCUUUUGACACUACAAGGUCUCAAUCUUUCUCACAACAACUUAUCAGGUGUGAUACCAAAAAGCUUUUCAGGUCUGAAGAACGUGGAAAGCCUUGAUCUUUCUUUCAACAGAUUACAAGGUCCCAUCCCACCACAACUCACAGAUCUGAGCAGUCUUGCUGUCUUCAAUGUCUCAUUCAACAACUUAUCAGGAGUCAUUCCAGAGGGAAGACAGUUUAACACCUUUGAUACCCAAAGUUACUUAGGUAAUCCUUUUCUUUGUGGGCAAGCAAACAACAUAAGUUGCAAUGGUGAUAUUUUUCAAGAACCAGAUAAUGGAGUGGAAGCUGAUGAAUCCACCACAAUCCACAUGGAAUCUUUCUACUGGAGUUUUGCUGCAGCCUAUGUGACAAUACUUCUUGGGUUACUCGCAUCACUCUCAUUUGAUUCUCCUUGGAGCAGAGUUUGGUUCUACAACGUUGAUGUUUUCGUCCACAAGGUCAGGAAACUGUUGUGA
Messenger RNA from Camelina sativa (false flax), 2993 nucleotides. The record is from RefSeq and is a predicted model, not a curated record. NCBI's taxonomy places the organism in Eukaryota, Viridiplantae, Streptophyta, Magnoliopsida, Brassicales, Brassicaceae.